Engraulis encrasicolus (European anchovy) is the source of this 1025-nucleotide messenger RNA. Its product is annotated as troponin T, cardiac muscle-like. The transcript is spliced from 16 exons. Gene Ontology annotation, biological process: muscle contraction; regulation of muscle contraction; sarcomere organization. Bases 16 to 876 code for a protein of 286 amino acids. Gene Ontology annotation, cellular component: troponin complex. NCBI's taxonomy places the organism in Eukaryota, Metazoa, Chordata, Actinopteri, Clupeiformes, Engraulidae. Gene Ontology annotation, molecular function: tropomyosin binding; troponin I binding; troponin C binding. The record is from RefSeq and is a predicted model, not a curated record.
AGUCUGCAAACUAAUAUGUACAUUAAUAUCUUUGGCAUUCUGACUGCAGAACCUCCCGCAGUUGAAGAGGCGCCCCCAGCAGUCGAAGAGGCACCCCCCGCCGUUGAAGAGCCACCUCCUGUUGUGGAAGAGCCCGAGCCAGAGGAAGAGGAGGAGGAGGAGGUUGAGGAGGUUGAGCAAGUUCAAGAAAGCCAGGAAGAGGAAGGAAAGGCGAAACCAAAGUUUAUGCCCAACAUUUCGGCUCCUAAAAUCCCAGAGGGAGACAAAGUGGACUUUGAUGACAUCCAUAGGAAGCGUCAGGAGAAGGACAUGCAGGAGCUGCAGGCCCUGAUCGAGGCCCACUUCCUCCAGAGGAAGAAGGAUGAGGAGGAACUCAUCGCUCUCGUCAGCAGAAUCGAGAAGCGUCGUACAGAGAGGUCUGAGCAGCAGAGGGUCCGUGCAGAGAAGGAGAAGGAGAGACAGGCUCGCCUUGCUGAAGAGAAGGAGAAAAGAGAGAUGGAGGAUCAGCUUAAGAAGAUGAAUGAGGACGCCAAGAAGAAGAAAGCCCUCACCAACAUCACCUCACAACACGGAGGACUGCAGCAGAAGCAAACGGAGGGCAAGAAGGGAGCCAAGAAGGAAACAGAGAGGGAGAAGAAGAAGAAGAUCCUGGCUGCCAGACGCAAGGCUCUCAACAUCGACCACCUGAGCGAGGACAAACUCAAAGAGAAGGCUACUGAGUUGUGGCAGUGGAUGAUGGAACUGGAGGCCGAGAAGUUCGACCUCACAGAGAAACUGAAGCGACAGAAAUACGAUAUGAAUGUACUGCAGACCCGUAUCAAUGAGCAACAGAAGUUUGCCAAGGGUCGCGGCAAGGCCAAGGGGGUGAGGAGGUGAAGAGAUGGUGGAACGCCGUUUCCAGAGCAACCGAGAAGAUUGGAGCGGUCUCCAUAGCAAUAGAAUAUUCUCAUCACAAUUUGCGAUGCCACUGCACUAUGCAAUAACAAAAUUAGGACUAAUAAACAGUGCCUUGCUUUUGGUUGUAA